Messenger RNA from Staurois parvus, 477 nucleotides. The record is from the annotation of a GenBank genome assembly. NCBI's taxonomy places the organism in Eukaryota, Metazoa, Chordata, Amphibia, Anura, Ranidae.
CAGGUUUCAUAUUGCAGACUUUGGAAGAUUGGAAAAGUACAACACGGUGAAGAUCUGUGUUUACAGCAAAGAAUGUUUCGGGAUGAAGCCUUUGUUACUUCUGCUGCAUCUGACAGUCUGUGGACUCACUCCGUGUUUUCUCUGAUCCCAACAUGGAUGAAGAGAGCUCUAUUUAAACGUGCUGCACCCCAAUCCCAGUCCAGAGCUGUCAUCUCUUCUUCUCCUGGAGGUGUGACGUUCCAGAAAUGUGCAACAAUAAGUGACCAGAAGACUGCUUCCAUCACAUUGCUCACAAACAACACUGGGGUGUCAUCAUCAGCAAUGAACCUGUCCAGUCUCAGUCUUUCAGAUAACAUCACCAGCCUGCUCAUCCAGCACUCCAGCUAUAACAGCAGCAGUUCGAUUGCCGGAAUGCAGAUUUUCAGAAAAGAAUCUCUUGCAGCUGGAGAUGCCUUCCUUGUAUCAUACACGGCGUCG